This is a messenger RNA of Apodemus sylvaticus (European woodmouse), 2543 nucleotides long. It is a transcript of the gene C7H3orf18, whose product is annotated as chromosome 7 C3orf18 homolog. The record is from RefSeq and is a predicted model, not a curated record. The transcript is spliced from 5 exons. Lineage: Eukaryota; Metazoa; Chordata; Mammalia; Rodentia; Muridae. Bases 342 to 833 code for a protein of 163 amino acids.
GGUCCGGGCCCAGCCCACCCCAGCUCAGGUUGUCAGCCAGCGCAGGCUAAUACUAGCUGAUUCCUGCGCACACUCAAGGUGGACCUUGAGUCGGACCUGACGCCCCCAACGCCCGGGCCUGGGUGUUUCCCCGCCCACGCCUCCUGCCGGUCGCUACCACCCUUAGCUUCUCAGACUGAGCUCGGCGCCCCGGAGAGGAUUAAAACUGAGAGAGGGUCUCCUGGUAAGGAUUCGGCUGUGCCAGUGGUCAUCACCGCGGUGGGAACGACAGUCUUGGGCGCUCUUAACGUCGGAAAUCAGUGGGCAAGUGGACUGAGCGCUGGCAGACUCCUGGCAUCAGCAUGAACUCCAGGGUCCCAGCUACUCAGAACUGGUUCAGCAGUCACCCGCCCACCACUGAGCCUGACUUGGAGCCUGCCACUGAAGGCUCUACCACAGACACCGCCACCCUCAGCCCAGAAACCACAAGCUUCAAUGACACCAGAAUCCCUGAUGUGGCAGGUGGUGCGGCUGGUGUGGGUACCAUGCUUCUGUCUUUUGGGAUCAUCACAGUGAUUGGCCUGGCUGUGGCCAUGGUUUUAUAUAUCAGGAAGAAGAAGAGGCUGGAGAAGCUGCGCCACCAGCUCAUGCCCAUGUACACCUUUGACCCCACGGAGGAACAAGAGGAGCUGGAGCAGGAACUACUGGAGCAUGGGCGAGAUGCCGCCUCCAUUCAGGCUGCCGCUGCCUCCUUGCAGGCCACACAGGGCAAGAGCGCUCUCUGUUCCCAGGGCCCUCUGCAGAGGCCCAGCAGGCUGGUGUUUACUGACGUAGCCAAUGCCAUCCACGCGUGAGAGGCCCGAGGAACAGACCUGGAUCUCUGACAAAGACAACUGCCACGGUGCCGCCCUCAGUGCUGCCCACUUCCUGACUGUCAAGACCUAUUCUCAGGACCAGAACCAGUGCCACCACUGAGGCAGGAAAGGGUUGCAACAGACCCCAGCUGUGCUGAGGCCCCACCCGCUGACUCUCAAGCUUGCAGAAAGAGCUCUGACCAGGCUGGUCAUUCGGCCACUGACUUCUCCUGAGCCCAUGGCCAUGGCACAGAAGACAGCCUUUGUGCAGGCACGCGAAGAGCCACUGCUGGCUUCCUGGUCUCCUGUAUCCCUUGCAUCAAGGUCUGCCUCUCUGAUGGGGAGAAAGGGCACAAGCUUGAAAGGGAGUGACUCUUUUUUUGUUGUUUUGUUUUGUUUUUGUUUUUGUUUUCCUUUUUGAGGCUGGAGUCUCUUCUAGGGUAGAGCGAGCCAGAUGACUGAGACAGGGCGGGGAACACCUUUCCCCCCACCCCCAGGGUGUCGCGGAAGGAAGGAAGUCUUUAUUUUAUUUUUAUUUAUUUUAAUUUAAUUUUAUUUUUGAGACAGGGUCUUGGCUAGCCUGGAAGUUGUAGACCAGGCUAACCUCCAACUCGUAGAGAUCUACCUGUGUCUACCUCUUUGAGUGCUAGGAUUAAAGGCAUGCAGCUAGAGCAGCGCCAUUCAUAAGCCCAAGAGGCAGGGAGAGAGCCGGAAAUGCCCAGGAGAUGCCCCAGGAAGGGCCCCACACGCCCAGGAGCUGUCCAUAUGUAAGAUAUUAUGGUACAUGGGUAAGCAGGGGGGCUUUGCCAUAUCCCCGGCAGUCAAGAUAGCUGCUGAGGGAGAUGAAACUGGGAGACCACAAAUGGGAAGAUGCACCUCCCCCAGAUGUGGGGAAAGGCCGCACACAGCCAUGGACCUGCUCCAUCUUGAGAGCAGGCCAGAGGCUCUCUGCACCAGCUCCACCUUGCAAGCUGACUCCCACCAGGCAAUAGGGAGUGGAGCAUUAUUACCACAGGCUACUUCCUCUCCUUCAGUGCUCAGGGCUACGUGGAAGAGAGAAACGAGGCUGGGUUCCUCUGUUCACUGUGUUUCUUCAGUAGCCUCCAUAUCUGCUUCUGGAAAUGGCUCCCUUCCUAGAAAGGGUUCUGGGGGAGGCUGUUGGUCUAAAGGUCGUCACAGGCAGGAAGCUGGUGGCUUUUAAAAGCUAUGGUUGCCUGAAAGGGAGUGUCCUUUGAGGAAAAGACCUGAGAAGUGAGUCUGAUUUUAGUUUUUCCCUUCCACUGUAUCUGCAGGAAGGGUCACUCAGUGUUCAUGGAAUCUUCCCUCAAAGUCUUGGAGGUCUGAGACUGAUACCAGGGGCAUCUGGGCAGAGUGGACUACAAAGACAGGGUGGUUUUUCUACACUGGGACACAUUGAGCAUGCACAGAGGCAUGUCCCCAACUUCACUGUCAUCCCUGUCCUGGGCUAGUUAGAGGGGAUGUGGGGGUGGACGUAUGCUAUUGGGCUGAUAUCACAUGGCAGGAGGUGAGGGGCUAGGAGGAUCCCACGGGGAAGGUUCUGGUUUUAUUCCUGCCUCUAGCUGCUAUAAAUACUGUUAGCACUUGAGCAACUGGAAAGCUGUGAGUAAUUUAGGAUGCACAAAGCUGUAAUUUAACUCCAGCAUCUCAGUGUGCGAGAGCAUUAAAGAUGUAAUUAAGAUGUUUACACAA